Messenger RNA from Oryzias melastigma (Indian medaka), 2754 nucleotides. RefSeq names its product outer dense fiber of sperm tails 2a (gene odf2a). The record is from RefSeq and is a predicted model, not a curated record. The transcript is spliced from 19 exons. Gene Ontology annotation, biological process: regulation of cilium assembly. Gene Ontology annotation, cellular component: centrosome. Lineage: Eukaryota; Metazoa; Chordata; Actinopteri; Beloniformes; Adrianichthyidae. The coding region runs from base 174 to 2669 and encodes 831 amino acids.
UGCAUACCACGUGGUUUAAACUAGCCAACCACACGGGACUUAGCUUUGCUGCUCCAAGUUAAUCGAGCUUCAACUCCAACCGAAUGACAAAGAGAUACGCGAGUAAAAAAAUCUCAAAACAAUAAGCGAAUGAAGCUAAUUUAUCUCCUAUCGAAUAACAUUCAGUUUCGUUUAUGAGGAAGACCAUGAGAACUCGCUCAAGCUCACCUCCGAUUCACGUGCACGUCAGUGAAACCACGCCAGUCCAUGUGCACGUGAAGAGCCAAAGGAAGAGUCCUGCCAGGAGACCUCAGGGAACAGUGAAGGAUGACAGAGUGAGUCUUCACCCCACUGUUAACGUCAAAACCAGAGUACCUUGGAUCCCACCAGGAAAGACAUCCACAAAGAGAACGUCAUAUAAAUGGGAGGGGCCAACGCAUUGCCUGGAGAUCACACCACCAGUCGCGGAAAUCGAACCCGAACCCGGCCAACCUGUGCUGCGUGUGGCCGACCUCACUUCAGAGAAAGAAGAAGACCUAAAAGGACGGAUCAGCCAGUACGAGAGAAGGAUUGACAGCUUACUGACUGAAAUCAGCUCUCUGAAAAAUGAGGUGGAGCUGCAGAAGAAGGAUCACCUGCUGGAGCGUCAGACUGAGCGGCUCAACGUCUCCCAGCGCGUGAUCGCCGAGCAGGAGGAGGAGCUUGCUGAAGUGGCCGAGCAGCUGGAGGAGACGGAAAAGGAGAACACACGACUGCGCCAAUCCAUGGAGAAGAUGCUGGAGGAGACCGAGCAGAACUGGGAGAGUCUGCCUCAGGACAAACGCGUUCUUCUCAGGAAACUGAGGGAAGCGGAGCUCAACGGAGCUGCAGCAGCAGAGCAGGUGUCAGAGCUGCGAGAAUCGCUCUUCAAACUGGGCUCUGGCGGGAGAGAACUGUCUGGUUCUGCGUCCUCAACACUGGUCCACCAGAAGGAAUUGCUGCUGCAGAAACUGAAGAUAUUUGAGGCAACAAGCCGAACGCUGCGCCUCCUUCUUAGAGAGCAGUGGGAGUCCCAGCAGACGGAUUCAAUCCAGCAGUGGCAGCAGAGAAAAGCCUUCCUCAAGAAGCUGGAGGACACGGAAUCACAAAACACUCUUCUUGUGGAAAAACUCCAAGAGAAAGACGAGGAAGUUCAUCAGCUCAAGAAACUUCUGGAGGAUGUAAAGGAAAACGCCAAGAGCUCCACUGAUUUGACCAAAAGUUUGGAGUCAACAAGAGCUCAACUGCAAAGACUGUUACGCAGCAAAGAGGCUGAAAACAACCGUCUUACCGUCCAGAUAAAGAACCUGGAGCGGGCAGCACUCCAGCAGAAGGUAGAGAUGGAGCGGCUGACGGAGCAGCUGGCAGAGCUGAAGCAGCAAUCCGGCGCCGACCGCGAGGCCCUGAAACGAGCGACACGAGCCCAGAAACAGCGAGCUGAGCACAGCGAGGCCACCGCGGGGCAGCUGAGCGUCCAGCUGCUGGACAUGGAGAAGCAGGUUGAGGAGGCCUUAUUAGCAGCUGAGAGCUGGCAGAGCCGGCAUGCAGAGGAAGCAAAAGAGAAGAGGAAACUUGAAGUUGAACUCUCUCUGCUGAACAGCCGUCUAACAGAGCUGACGGAGCAGCUGCAGAGUACGGAGGACAAAAGCAGGGCGGAGAGAGAGGCGCUCCUGGAUCGCAUGCAUCAAAUGACCACGGAGAGCACCGCCGUCAAACUGGAGAACCAGGCUCUCAAGGACACAGCGUCUGCAGUGGAGGACAGGCUGGCCCAGUCUCAGUCAGAGCUUCAGCAGGUUAAAGCCUCCAUCAAACAGUAUGAAAGUCUGCUGGACAGCUACAAGCUGCAGGUCGUGAAGACCCGGGCGGAGGCCGAUGAGUAUCGUGCUAAGCUAGCUCAGGCAGAACAGGGAGCCCAGGCAGUGAGGAGGGAGCUGCAGCAGGAGAUCGAGCACGUGCGCAGGGAGCUCCUGGGCCAGUUGGAAGAGCUGGAGCCUCUUCCAGACGCCCUUAAACGCUCCCAGCAGCAGCUGCAGGAGGCCCAGGACAGAGCACACGCCCAGGAGAGACAGAACAUGGAGCUCAUCACCACCCUGACAGAUCUGAGGUUGAAGAUGGAGACUAAAAGCAGCCAAGUGGAGCAUUUCAGACAGAAGAACCAGGUUCUCCUGGAGGAGAACAGGAAGCUUCAGCAGCAAGUGGAAACUUUGGAGAGAAGGAUGGAUGAGACUGCCACUCAAAACAGUGACCUGAUAGCAGUCGUCGCCAAACGCGAACAGACACUUCACAGCAGUCAGCUCUGUCUGGAGGAAAAAACAAGAGAGUGUUCCCUGCUGAGCCGUAAACUGGAAGAGUCUGUGGAUGACGCUCGGCAGCAGAUUGCAGAGACUAGAGAGCGUUCCACCACCAAAGAACGCUCCAUGCAGAACAAGAUCCUGGAGCUGGAGACCCAGCUCAGCAGGAUAACCUCUGAAAUCACUCAGCUCAGACGCAGCAAAGAGGAGGCAGAAAGGCGGUACCAGAGCCGACUGCAGGACAUGAAGGAUCGCCUGGAGCAGUCCAAUGGAACCAACAGAAGCCUUCAGAACUAUGUGCAGUUUCUCAAGGCGUCGUACACUAAUGUAUUUGGGGAUCCACUUCUCUCUAGCACUCUGCGAGCUCCAUCACCUUUAUGAUUCCCCUCCUGUGAAUAAAGCACACUUUGAAACGUGAGCAGGUUUUUGACCGUUAGUACGUAAAUGAAGAAAAUCUGGAUCUGAA